Molecule: messenger RNA, 3580 nt
Organism: Salvelinus fontinalis (brook trout)
Lineage: Eukaryota; Metazoa; Chordata; Actinopteri; Salmoniformes; Salmonidae
Gene: ywhaqa
Product: tyrosine 3-monooxygenase/tryptophan 5-monooxygenase activation protein, theta polypeptide a
Exons: 6
Coding region: 397-1134 (245 amino acids)
Biological process (GO): signal transduction
Cellular component (GO): cytoplasm
Source: RefSeq, a predicted model, not a curated record
GCCCUUCUUCUUUCCCCGCGCUAUCGUCCUAUUAGUUCUUGUUUUGAACUGUGACGGGUAUUUCCGAUUCAAGGACGGGUUCUCAUAGGGCUAUUGUUUAGUUGGACACGCCCUUUGGCCGUGUUUGGUUGAAGGCGUAGAUUUUUUUCGCCUGCCCGAAGCUCAUAGUGUAUCUACUUGGAGUGGCUGAUCGGAACAACCUAGCGAACUAAAGGUGCCCCUGUCUGGAUAACAUACCUGUACCUCCAUUCACCUGUCCAACGAUUAUAAAUAUCUAUCGUUCUACACGAUCUAUCUACACGAUCUAUCCCCACAUCUUUGUCCCAUUCCUUCCGCUCUCUUGGGACUCUAUUUGCAUCUGCGAGCGACAGUUUGAACAUCAAAUAACACAUAAAUAUGGAUAAAACGGAGCUGAUUCAGAAAGCCAAGCUGGCGGAGCAGGCUGAGCGUUACGACGACAUGGCUUCGUCCAUGAAGGAGGUAACUGAGAAGGGGGCAGAGCUGUCGUGUGAGGAGAGAAAUCUUCUAUCGGUUGCCUACAAGAACGUUGUCGGGGCCCGGAGGUCCGCAUGGCGGGUCAUCUCCGCCAUCGAGCAGAAGACAGAGGGCAGCGACAAGAAGCUUCAGAUGGUGAAGGAAUACCGGACUAAGGUGGAGACCGAGUUGCGAGACAUCUGCAACGAUGUAUUGGGGCUGCUGAGCAAAUAUUUGAUUGAAAAUGCUCCUAAUGCGGAGAGCAAAGUGUUCUAUUUGAAGAUGAAGGGAGACUACUACAGAUACCUGGCUGAGGUGGCCUCCGCAGAUGACAAGAAGGAGACGAUAUCCAACUCUCAAGACUCGUACCAGGAGGCGUUUGACAUCAGCAAGAAGGAGAUGCAGCCCACCCACCCCAUCCGCCUGGGCCUGGCCCUCAACUUCUCUGUCUUCUUCUACGAGAUCCUCAACUCCCCAGAGAAGGCCUGCUCACUGGCCAAACAGGCCUUUGAUGACGCCAUCGCUGAGCUCGACACGCUGAGCGAAGACUCGUACAAAGACAGCACCCUCAUCAUGCAGCUGCUUAGGGACAACCUCACACUAUGGACGUCUGAUAAUGCAGCAGAUGAGCCAGAGACUGGAGAGGAAGGAGAGAACUGAGAUGCUCCCUGUCCUUCCUUGCCAAGAAAAAAGAGAAAGACCCCCAAAAAUAUUUUACACUUCAUUCCGCAUUGUUCCACUUGAAAUGAUUCUAGUAAUGAGCGCCUUUCGUUACCAAGGAGCUGUCAGUGUAUGGCAAAUUUGACAUAAUUUUUGUUUUCACCACGACUUUUCGGUAUGAAUAAAAACUAAAUUAAUUUAAAGUAAAUAAUAUUGCCAUUCCUGAGUUUGUGUUUGUCCCGGCCUUCCUGACGUGCAGUUUCUGCUGUGGAAAAGUAUUCGCUUCACUUUAACAUUAACUGUCUGUUCAACAUGACAAUACAGGAUGUAUGUCUAUGUACACUCCUGUAUUUAUUUGGACAGUGAUGCUAAAGCUUUUAAUUUGUCUCUGUACUCUAGCAUUUUGGAUUUGAGAUCAAAUGUUUUAUGAGACAACAGUACAGACUUUCCUUUUUUUUGGCAAUUCGUUUUGGUUGUUUCUGGUAAUUUUGUGCCCAAUAGAAAUUAAUGGUAAAUAAUGUGUUGUUGUUUUGUGGUCACUUUUAUUGUAAAUAAGAAUAGAAUAUGUUUCUGAACACUUCUACGUUAUGCUAUCAUGAUUACGGAUAAUCAUGAAUGAAUUGUUAAUAAUGAUGAAAGUUAGAGGGUCAAAGAUCGUACCCCCAAAACAUUCUAAAAAUUUCACCAUUACCAAUAACAGUGGAGGUUAGGAUUUUCUUUUGGGUAUGAUAUUUAUGCAUCUGUAACUUUCUCACUCAUCAUUAUUCAUGAUUAUCCGUAAUCGUGGUAUCUUCCACAUUAUUGUAGACGUGUUCAGACACAUUCUAUUCUUACUUCCAAUAAAAGUGACUACAAAAUUACGCAAUACAUUAUUUACCAUUUCUAUUGGGCACAACAUAAUCUGAAGCAAACAAACAAACUGCAAUUGCAUCCAACCAAUUUGUAGUCCCAAGAUCGAUGUUGUCCUUGCGUGCUGGGAAUAUGGGCCCAAAUACUAAACCUUUGACUACAUUUAAUACACUAAGUGAAUUUGUCUAAAUACUUAUGACACCUUACAAUGGGGGGGACUAGAUGCAUAAUGUGCUUUCAUUUCUAAACAGUGAAAAUACCCUCAAAUAGACCGCCCGAGUGGCGCAGCAGUCUAAGGCACUGCAUCUCAGUGCUAGAGGCGUCACUACAGACACUGGUUCGAUUCCAGGCUGUAUCACCACCGGCCGAUUGGGAGUCCCAUAGGGCGAAGCACAAUUGGCCCAGCGUCAUUAGGGUUUGGCCCGGGGUAGGCCGUCACUGUAAAUAAGAAUUUGUUCUUAACUGAUUUGCAUAGUUUAAUAAAAAAGGCAAAUUAAAAGGUGACAUUUUGUACUGUCGCCUAGUAUGAAAUAUUUGAUUUCCAAUCCAAAACAUUUGAUUUCAAGUCCAUAUUGCUGGAGUGAAGAGACAAAUUAAAUGUUUUGCUUCACUGUUCAAAUAAAUAUAUGUGUGUGUCCAGAAAGAUCUAUUUAGUACGUUAUGAAAGACCAUUUGCAAACGGCGAGCAUGGAGCAGCCUGGGCAUAUGGUGGGGAGGAAAAGACAUGUCAAGCUGACCCAAAUUUUACAGCUAUUCUGGCGUGCCUCCACGGUUUGGUCUUCCAAAAAGGGUGCAAGGUAGUUGCAUCUGCCAGCACCUGCUGGACCAUGUAAGCCAACCUGUCAUGUUGGUUCUGUCCCAAAUGGCAACCUAUUCCCUUUUAUUAUGCACUACUUUUGACCAGAGCCCUCGUCAAAAGUAGUGCACUAUGAAGGAAAUAGGGUGCUAUUUGGGAUGCAAAUUGUAUGGUAACUUGAACACUCCUGCCACCUGUAUUGUAUGAAGCUGCUGUGGUUGUCCAGCCAGUGGUUGCGUCCCUAUUACCUAUAUUAGUGCGCUACUUUUGACAUGGCACCUAGGGCUCUGGACAAACGUAGUGCACUAUAUACAUGCUAUUUGGGAUGCAGACUGUCAGCGGAGCAUGUGCUAUACAUGGGCUCUUGUUACAAAGUCUCUCCCUUUUCGACGGUCACAACACUCCUUUCUAGUUAUUAUAUUAUUCAACAUUGAGGUGACCAUUUGUUACUCUUUUAGCAUGUCUGACAGUAAAAAGGUGACACUUUUAUGAAGACAAAAAAAAAUACAAAUAAAUAGUGAAAUGACAAAAUAAGUAAUGCAUGCCCAUUUUUCAAUGUACACUGGAAUGGGAAUCAAUAUUGCAUACACAAAAUCCCAUUUGUUUUUGCUUCGUACUUUUCAUUGCAGGUUUGUGCACAUGUUAGAGGGUGUUCGGUUUGUCCAGUGAUUGUCUUUAGAGAUUCGGAUCACUUUAGUGUUUUUGCUAACCAUUGAUUGUAGUCCCCAAACCUUUGUGAAAAUGUGUAAUUGCCUAUGGAACAUCUAUGUAACAUUAAUAAAAAUGACAUUUUAUAAACCA